Messenger RNA from Coffea eugenioides, 864 nucleotides. RefSeq lists its product as uncharacterized. The record is from RefSeq and is a predicted model, not a curated record. NCBI's taxonomy places the organism in Eukaryota, Viridiplantae, Streptophyta, Magnoliopsida, Gentianales, Rubiaceae. The annotation marks the transcript as partial. The transcript is spliced from 2 exons. Gene Ontology annotation, molecular function: zinc ion binding.
AUGUUUUGGGAAGUUGCUGCAGCAACAAGCAUGCCGGAGCAUGAAACUGCCAUAGCAAAUCUUGCUAGGGCUGACCUACAGGAAGGUGACAAGCUAACAACUGCGGGAUGGUUCAAACGGUUGCCUCCAAAAUUGUGGUCCAUAGCUCAUUUUAGUACAGCUUGUAGGAGUGACACUUGCGUUAACAAUAUGAGUGAGUCAUGGAAUAAUUACAUUCUAAAAGCUAGAGGGAAACCAAUAAUUACAAUGCUGAAGUGGAUUCGGAGGAGAUUAAUGCAAAGGUUGGUAACCAAACGAGAGGGCAUGCUGAAACAUGGUGGCACUUUAUGUCCAAACAUUUAUGAGAAGUUAGAGAAGUUUAAGAUAAAGGCAAGAAAUUGUGUUGCGGUUUAUGGAGGAAAUGGGAAUUUGGAAGUUGAUGGCUAUGGAAGGACAAAUGUUGUCAAUUUGGAGAUGAAAACAUGUACCUGUGGUCAUUUUCAGUUUAGUGGCAUUCCUUGCGUGCAUGCGGUUGCCUGCAUUCAGAGUAGAAAGUUGAAAUUUGAGGACUAUGUUAAUGCUUGUUACCAUAGGGAGGCAUAUUUAAGGGCCUACAACUUCACAAUUGGUCCCGUUCCUUCGAAGCAGUUCUGGGUAGAUAGGAAAAUGCAAUAUUUGAACCCACCAUUGGUGAAAAAACAGCCUGGUAGGCCAAAAAAUAGAGGAAGAAGGGUCCAGAAGAGCCUACAAAUCAGCAGAAAGCAAGUAGGAAAGGUCUUGCAGUUUACUGCACUUAAAGUUGGUCCAACAGCUUCAAAUGCAACAUCCGUAGCUUCUACAACUCAGGCUAGUGUCUCAAGUACUACUGCUACUACACUUUCACAG